This is a messenger RNA of Ambispora gerdemannii, 939 nucleotides long. Lineage: Eukaryota; Fungi; Glomeromycota; Glomeromycetes; Archaeosporales; Ambisporaceae. The record is from the annotation of a GenBank genome assembly.
AUGACUUCUGUAGCCUCUCUGAAUCCUUUUGAACUCCUCGAGGAUGACGCCGAGGAAGUCGAUAUUAUCGUUGAAGGAAACCGACAAGAGCCAACAUCGACAUCGGCGACCGAGUCUCCUGUUAUAAAACAUAAAGUUGAUAGGUCUCGUGCAAGCCGUAUAGAAGCUAGAAUUCGUCACGAGUACCCGCAGCGCGGAGGCUUUAAUAAGAGCGCUCCGCCACCAAGGAAUAGUAACAAUGUCAAUAACAAUAACAGCAGCGACGCGAGAAUUGAGGAACCUAGAUCUGCACUUCGUGACCGCAAUGUCGGCCCUCGUUUAGCAGGUCGUCGUGAUCGUGAAGAAGGUGGAAGUGAGUUUCCAUCAAGGACUCCUCGUGGUGCUCGAGCUGGAGAGCAUUUGUUAUUCAGUGACAGUGAAAAGAAGGAACAAGCCUGGGGUAAUGCAACAAACUCCUAUACUGAUGGCGGUGCCGAAAAUGAAACCUGGAAUGCUAACGAAAAAAGCGGUGAUGCACCCGGCGGAAGCUGGGGUGGCAACGCCAAAGAAGAUACAAAUGCUACUGGUGGUGACGAUAAAAACGCCGGUGGCGGCUCUGAAUGGAAUACUGAAACUCCUGCAGAAGGAGGAGCCACCAAUUGGGAUACAAAUGAUGGGGUAGCCGAUACGACAAACUGGAAGGAAACAAAAUUCGAUACCGAAACAAAUCAAGACAAUUCAGGCGCUGCUGCUGCAGGUGAUCUCUCGGAAACUGCACCACCUGUAGCUGAAGAAGUUGUCAAGACGUUAGAUGAAUAUCUAGCCGAGAAAAAACAAAAAGCGACUAGUAUUGCGCUUCCUGAAAUUAGAAAGCCAAAUGAAGGUGUUGAUGACCCUAAAUGGAAGGAUGCUGUUCCCCUUCAAAAAGAAGAGGAGGAGGAUUUUCUUUUCGUUGGAAAG